UGAACUCAUCUUGGUGGAUAGAGGCUAAAGUAAUCCACGGAAGAUGAUGCUGUCUCUUUAACUGAUAUCUUCAAUACUAUAAACAAAUUUAAAGUGAUGUAGCACCUCUGACGUAUGAGCGCGCUCCACGUGUUUCCUGACUUACGUUACUAAAAAGAGGAAGCAGAUCUUUUUCAACUGAGGGGAAACUUCAAACUCUGUAAAAAAAAAUUCAAUAUUAUUCACCAGAAGACAAAACCCACAGAAGGAGAAGAGAUUUGGGAUUACUUCACCUCGUUUACCGUCAGUCACAGAUAAAAUGUCGUCUGGAAUCCAAGAAGAGCUGUCCUGCCCCGUUUGUCGAGACAUAUUCAGAGACCCUGUUGUUCUGUCGUGCAGCCACAGCUUUUGUAGAAACUGCCUGAAAAGAUGGUGGAGAAAGAAAGAAAUACGCCAGUGUCCUGUUUGUAAGAGUGCAUCUAAAAAGAAAAACCCACCCUGUAACUUGGUGUUAAAGAACCUGUGUGAGAACUUCUUGCUGGAGACAAAUCAGAGUGCUUCAGCAGAGUCCGAGUCGCUCUGCGGUCUGCACUCGGAGAAACUCAAACUCUUCUGUCUGGACCAUCAGGAGCCAGCGUGUCUCAUCUGCAGAGACUCAAAAACUCACAGCAACCACAGAUUCAGACCCAUCGAUGAGGCUGCGCAGGAUCACAGAAAGGAGCUCCAGAUCUCACUGAAACCCUUACAGGACAAACUGAAGGCCUUUGAACGAGUUAAAGGAAACUUUGUUCAAACAGCAGAACACAUUAAGGUUCAGGCCUUUCACGCAAAGAGGCAGAUCAAGGAGCAGUUUAAGAAGCUUCACCAGUUUCUGCAAGAGGAAGAGGAGGCCAGGAUCACUGCUCUGAGAGAGGAAGAGGAGGAGAAGAGUGCGAGUAUGAGUGAAAUGAUUGCAGCUCUGAGCAGAGAGAUAGCAAGUCUCUCAGAAACAAUCAGAGCCACAGAGGAGGAGCUGAGAGCACAAGACAUUGCUUUCCUGCAGAACUACAAGGCUGCAGUGAGCAGAGUCCAGCAGUGCCCCCAGCUGGAUGAUCCACAGCUGGUGUCAGGAGCUCUGAUAGAUGUGGCCAAACACCUGGGCAACCUGACCUACAACGUCUGGAACAAGAUGAAGAAAAUGGUCUCCUACUCUCCUGUGAUCCUGGAUCCAAACACAGCUGAAUCACACCUCUGCAUAUCUGAAGAUCUGACCAGUGUGAGCCUUGGAGAGAGGCAGCAGCUUCCUGACAAUCCAGAGAGGUUUGAUGGCUAUCCGAUCGUCCUGGGCUCAGAGUGUUUCGACUCAGGGACUCACAGCUGGGAUGUUGAAGUUGGAGACAGUCCAAACUGGCUAGUUGGUGUGGCUGAAGAAUCAACUAAAAGAAAGGGACAAACAGACUUUAAGUGUCGAUUGUGGGCUGUGUGGUUCAGUAAGGGUAGUUAUUUCAUACGUUCCCCACUAGAUUCGUCCUCCUUUCAUCCAAAGAAAAAGCUCCAGAGGAUCCGAGUUUGCCUGGACUGGAAAAGCGGGAAGCUGUCAUUCUCUGAUCCUGACAUCAACAUUCACACCUUCACACACACUUUCACUCAGAAACUUUUUCCAUUUGUUUACACCAAGAACGAACUGCCAUUGAAGAUAUUACCACGAGUGUCUCAUGACAGUGCAGACUCUGAUAGUGAAGGAGAUCACGAUCAAGGUGGUGAAACAGUUAAUGGCAUUCUUGAUGAUGACGAUGAUGUUAUUCAUGAUGUUGAUGAUGAUGAUGAUGAUGAUGAUGAUGAUGACUGACACUAUAGCCACAUACCAAUGUUUUCCCUUCAAGUGUAAAAAACCUCUAAAACCUAUAAAAUACUAGGUUGGUUGCAAACUGCAAAAACUGCGCAAAGCAGUUCAUUCCUGCUAAUUAAAGCUGAUAAACAACAAACUAAAAAGAAAUACUAGCUCAACAAAAUUGGACCAUAAAAUCCAUAAAACAAAUGAUAUUUUGUUCUGCACUGAAAAUGAUCUGAUAGCUAAUUCUAUAAAAAUGCUAAAAAGGCACUAAGAGCACAGAGUAGUUAGGUCCAGUUCAAUUAGUCAAGCACAGAGGGAUUGGCUGCAGCUGUCAGUGAAAGUGGCCACAGCGAUAAAGAAAGGUAAGUACAACAGAAUAAAAAAAGAACACAGGAUUACACAGCCCUAUUUUAUGGUGCAUACACAAACUUGUAUAACACCUUAGUGUCAUACAGAGACAGAUCACUUAGACACUAUAAGUACAAACAAAAGGUUGUAUUAUGAGGUUGUGACUGUCAAAAACACUGGCUGCAACACAUGAAGUAGACUAUUUUUUAUCAAACUAACAAUAUUUGCAGCUGUUUGUUAUCUUCUAAACGGUAAAUAUAUUUCAUUUUGAAUUCAUUUUUUCUCUGGUUACUCUGUUGCAUUUUAACUGAGUAUUGAGAAGAGCUUUUGUCUGGUAGCAGGUAAAUGAUUGAACUGAUUUGCAGUAAUUCUCAUCGACCACUAGGUGGAGACAAACACAAAGUGAACUUAAAGAGGUGAACACAGAUAAAUCAGUGGACCCUUUGACCCAAAGGAACACUGAACCCCUUUGAUGAAGCAGGUUUGACUCGGUGUAAACAAUUCAGUGUUGUACAUUUGGCCUCAGAGUUUUUGAAGAUGUAAAUGUUUCAAAUGUCAAAAAAGGAUCUUUUUUAGCUCUUAAGGUAAAACCCCCAAAUUCACCAUUUAGUUGAAAUGUGUAAAUAAAUCCAUACAGACUUUCAAAGUACAAAGUAAUCUUGUCUGAUAAUAUUACAUUUGGGGCUGCAAUAGAAAAUAAAACUGCCUUUUAUUCAAAAAACUGAAAGUAUGAAUCAUGUUCACAUGAUGAGUCCCUAAAAGACUAAAUAUGCAACAAAUCUCUUUUAUUAAAAAAUGACCUCACAGCUGAAUAAUUAAAACAUUUUUGUUGGUUUUUCUUCUUUUUUCUUGUUUUAAUACUCAUUUUGUUACUCUGAUUGUUACAGGUAUUUUGAGCCAUCCUACCUGAGAACAUUAAGAUCAGUGGAUUGAUUGUAUUACACUGAAUGUCUGUGUAACAGGGUCAUAAAUCACAUUGUUAUAAUUACACAAAAUGUGUUCUAAACCCCCAAACCGUUCCUUUUAUACCUGACUUUCAGGACCUCCAAGCCUGUAGUUAUGUUCAUUAUCAGUUAGAGCCCCCCCUCAUCCUUUUCUUCUUCUGGCCGCCCUCCUGCCACGGGGUGAAUGGACUCUGGUUUUCCCCCCAGGAGCACCCUCCAACCGACUGCCUGUCCUUCUCGCCUACACCAGCCUCGUUCACGUGUCUUUGGGGUGGGGGGGGGUCGGACCACCAGGUGGCUCCACUCACACCCAGGGUUAAGGGAAGUGAUGGGGUGGACGUUUGGCGCUUUUUGUAUACGGAGUUCUAGUGAAGC
This is a messenger RNA of Haplochromis burtoni (Burton's mouthbrooder), 3459 nucleotides long. RefSeq names its product zinc-binding protein A33. Gene Ontology annotation, molecular function: zinc ion binding; protein binding. Bases 299 to 1807 code for a protein of 502 amino acids. The transcript is spliced from 2 exons. NCBI's taxonomy places the organism in Eukaryota, Metazoa, Chordata, Actinopteri, Cichliformes, Cichlidae. The record is from RefSeq and is a predicted model, not a curated record.